CCGUUCACCCCCGAAACGAUCGAGAAUGGCGAUAUCCACGUAACGCAUAGAUUCUCUUUUUGUGUACUCUAAAACAGAAACGAAAUAUUCCCAUUGUUUGUGUUACAAGUGACAUUUUUUGCAAUUCUGAAAGUUUUAAGAAUGUCAAACAGUCUCAAUGUCGAGGACGACAGUCUACAAGUCAGAAACCGAGCGAGCCUGUCAUUGAAGAUGCAACGAGGCCUUAAAAAAAUGAAGAGAAGCAUUCAGAAGAUGACCGAAUCUUCGACGACUGUACAACCUCACUGCGUUUUCGUAGAGAACAUGCAAGACGACGAAAAGCAGCCGGCAUAUAUAUUCCCGGAGAGACUCUCCUCUUUAACGUGCCAAACGGGCUUCUCGAAGGACGAGAUACGAAAACUCUAUCGAGCGUUCAAACAGUCUUGUCCACGAGGAGCCGUGACCACAAACGACCUGAAACCGGCGUACGCGAAAUUAUUCCCGUUAGGGGACCCGGCCAAGUACACACAGAUUAUUUUCAACACCUUCGACCGAGACGGCGACGGUGUGGUCAGUUUUCAAGAUCUUCUUGCUGAAAUAGCCCUGAUCACGAACGGCGAUCUGGACCAGAAGCUCUCCUGGAUCUUCAGGUUUUACGAUCUGAACGGAGACGGUUACAUCACCAGAAAGGAAAUGUUGGUCAUAAUAUCCGCGAUUUACGAGAUGCUGCAUAACGGAAAAACUAUCCAGCGAAUGGUCGACAGGCACGUGGACAUGGUUUUCGAGAAGAUGGACGCCGAUAAGGACGGAGUCAUAUCUCGAGAGGAAUUUAUCAACAGCUGUAAAAAUGAUUCUUUGAUUCAAAAUCAACUGGCGAUAUUUAAUCAGUUUUGGUGAUAAAAUACAUAAGUACCAAAGUUUUCUAAAUUGUAUUAUUCGUUUAAAAAAAAGUGCGACUCUGGAAUCCUCCGACUUCAUACGUGUUCUUAUUCCUAUAAUAAAAUAGUACAAUUAUACAGCACAGGUUUCUCUUAAAAUUAAACAACACGAAGUUACUAACGAUUCAAUCACAUAUCAACUUUCCUGCUU
Molecule: messenger RNA, 1068 nt
Organism: Dufourea novaeangliae
Lineage: Eukaryota; Metazoa; Arthropoda; Insecta; Hymenoptera; Halictidae
Product: neurocalcin-delta B-like
Exons: 4
Coding region: 142-876 (244 amino acids)
Molecular function (GO): calcium ion binding
Source: RefSeq, a predicted model, not a curated record